Messenger RNA from Trichomonas vaginalis G3, 747 nucleotides. RefSeq names its product hydroxyacylglutathione hydrolase protein. The record is from RefSeq and is a predicted model, not a curated record. The transcript has a single exon. The coding region runs from base 1 to 747 and encodes 248 amino acids. Lineage: Eukaryota; Parabasalia; Trichomonadida; Trichomonadidae.
AUGCUUCAACCAUUCAAAAGAAGCUUUUUAAACAUUGCAAAGCGGCCAUUUGGUAAUUUACGAACAAACUGCUAUCUAGCUUAUAACUCUAAAGCAUGUUUACUGCUCGAUGCUGCUGAUCAUGGAGAUGAUAUGAUGAGAUGGGUCAAAUUAUUUUGCCCAAAACAAGAAUUUCAACUCGCUUUGACACAUGGACACUGUGAUCAUAUAUACGCUGUUGAGCAUAUCCUCAAAUACAACAAAAAAUGCAAACUAUCUCUUAGUUCGAAAGAAGAAGAUUUAGUAAUCGUACCAGAAUACAAUUAUUCAACUUUUCUUAAACGAUCCACUACAUUAAAACCAGUCAAAUCCAGAUUUAAUUUCAUUGACCACCUAAAAACUAUCGAUAUUGGAGGUGAUAGACUCCAUAUCAUCGAAACACCAGGACAUACUCCGGGAUCCAUCUCGUAUUACUACCCAGAAGGAAAGUGGGUUGUUGUUGGCGAUACAGUUUUUGCAGGCUUGAUAGGAUCCACGAACCAUUAUGGUGGAAAUAAAAAACAAUUAGUUAAUUCUAUCAUUUCAAAGAUCCUUACACUUCCAGAUGACACAGUGAUUUAUCCUGGUCAUGGGAAGAAUUCAACUGUUAAAGACGAGAAGAAAAAUCCUCAAAUAAUACAGUUUUUCAAGAAGAAUCCACCAACUAUUGACCAAAUCAAAGUUCUCAAAGAAAUAAAUUUCAAAUGUGACGAAUUUCUUCAAGAGUAA